Cololabis saira (Pacific saury) is the source of this 2962-nucleotide messenger RNA. Its product is annotated as EVI5-like protein. The record is from RefSeq and is a predicted model, not a curated record. Lineage: Eukaryota; Metazoa; Chordata; Actinopteri; Beloniformes; Belonidae.
GCUGGUAGAUUUCUACCACAUCCCGGUUUAACUGUUGACGAUGUGCUCAUUUUAGCGGCCGUCGCCAGAAAUAUUUCCCCCCUUUAUUUUUAGCCCGGCCCACGCAAACAAGCGUCCCCGGGGUGAAGCCGGUAGGAGGUUUUUUGGGGGUCGUCUGCAGGAGGAUGGCGCUGCGGCGGCGUCCGUCCUUUUUUAGGCUUUAAUUGGCUGAUGACAAGAGCGCCGCCGGGACUAUGGAAAUCGACUACAAGUUUGAAGGUUUCUGAUCACAUCGGCUCCACCAGCUUCCCAGUCAGGCCAGCGCCGGGGUCGCUAAGGCCGGAGAGCAGCCCUGAGACCCGGACACGUUCCUGCCCACCCAGACUGCGUCACCCGUCCCACUGCCCCCCCAGCAGCCAUGUCUCUCCCCAGCAGCAGCCCAGAGAGGGAGAACUCCCUCGGGGCUCAGCUGGAGUGCCCCUCCUCCCCUCCCGGCAUGGACGCAGACCCCUCCUCGACGGGCAGCCCGGUGCUCAGCCCCGACUCCUCCUCCCACGACGCUGCGCUGUCGGCACCGGCGGCUUCUCCCGUCGACUCUGAGAACCUGAGUCCUGAUGAGCUGGAGCUGCUGGCCAAGCUGGAGGAGCAGAACAGGUUACUGGAGGCCGACUCCAAGUCCAUGCGGUCCAUGAGCGGCUCGCGGCGCAACAGCGGCUCCUCGCUGGUGUCCAGCUCCUCGGCCUCCUCCAACCUGUCCCACCUGGAGGAGGACACCUGGAUCCUGUGGGGACGCAUCGUCAACGAGUGGGAGGAGUGGCGACGCAAGAAGGACAAGCUUCUGAAGGAGCUGAUCCGGAAGGGAAUCCCCCACCACUUCCGCGCCAUCGUGUGGCAGCUGCUGGGCAACGCCACGGACAUGCCGGUGAAGAACCAGUACUCGGAGCUGCUGAAGAUGAGCUCGCCCUGCGAGAAGCUGAUCCGCCGGGACAUCGCCCGCACAUACCCCGAACACGAGUUCUUCAAGGGCCAGGACAGCCUGGGCCAGGAGGUUCUGUUCAACGUCAUGAAGGCGUACUCGCUGGUGGACCGCGAGGUGGGCUACUGCCAGGGCAGCGCGUUCAUCGUGGGGCUGCUCCUGAUGCAGAUGCCCGAGGAGGAGGCGUUUUGUGUGUUCGUGCGGCUGAUGCAGGAGUACCGGCUGAGGGAGCUGUUCAAACCCAGCAUGGCCGAGCUCGGCCUCUGCAUCUACCAGUUUGAAUAUCUGCUGCAGGAGCAACUUCCCGAGCUGAACGUCCACUUCCGCUCCCAGAGUUUCCACACCUCCAUGUACGCCUCGUCCUGGUUCCUCACCCUCUUCCUCACCUUCCUCCCUCUACCCGUCGCCACGCGGAUCUUUGAUAUUUUCAUGUAUGAGGGCCUAGAGAUCAUCUUCCGUGUGGGUCUGGCCAUCCUGCAGUACAACCAGACCGACCUCAUCCAGCUGGACAUGGAGGGCAUGUCGCAGCAUUUCCAGAAGGUGAUCCCCCACCAGUUUGACAGCUGCCCCGACAAGCUGAUCCUCAGGGCUUACCAGGUCAAAUACAACCCCAAGAGGAUGAAGAAACUGGAGAAAGAAUACACCACAAUCAAGAACAAAGAAAUGGAGGAACAAAUUGAGAUUAAGAGGUUACGCACAGAAAACAGGCUGCUGAAGCAGAGGAUCGAGACGCUGGAGAAGGAGAGUGCCGCUCUGGCAGACAGACUGAUUCAGGGUCAGGUGACCAGAGCUCAGGAAGCCGAGGAAAACUACGUGAUCAAGCGGGAGCUGGCGGUGGUGAGGCAGCAGUGCAACACGGCCAACGAGGGCCUGGAGAAGGCCCAGGAAACCAUCCGAGAGCUGCAGCAGCAGAAGUACACGGAGCAGUUCGUGAGCAACCUGCAGACGGAGCUGGAGCAGUCGCGGCUGCACGAGGCCGAACUGCUCGGAGCGCUGAAGGAGAUGCAAGACAAAGUCCUGGACCUGGAGAAGAGGAGCAGCUGCCUGCCCGAUGAGAACAACGUGGCCGCCCUGCAGGAGGAGGUGAAGCAGAUGAAGCUGAGGGAGCUGGAGACGCUGCGUCUGUUCAGAGAGAUGCAGGACACCGUGACGGACCUCAACCAGCGCUGGCAGCAUCACACGUCCCGGUGCAGCAGCUCCGGUUCUGGGGGCGGGCACUGGAAGGAAUCCCCGAAGAAGAACGCUAUGAAUGAGUUGCAGGACAAACUGAUGACAGUCCGGCUGAGGGAGGCCCAGGCCCAGGCGGAGCUCCGGGAGCUCAAACUCAAAUCCCUGCAGCUGGAGAGCCAGAACCAGAUCCACAGCAAACAGAUCGGUCGCCACGAGCAGGAGCGCUCCGCCCUGCAGGACCGCCUCCAGAUGCUGGCCAACCAGAACAAGGCUCUGCAGGGCCAACUGAACGAGAUGAAGAGGAAGCAGGCUGAGUUGGACUGCAAGAGUAAAGAGGAGGUGAUGGCGGUGCGACUGCGGGAGGCCGACAGCAUGGCCCUCAUGGCUGAACUCCGGCAGAGGGUCGCCGAGCUGGAGAUACAGAAGGAGGAAGGGCUGAUCCAGGGCCAGCUGAACCACUCCGACUCCAGACAGUACAUCAACCAGCUCCGGGAUCAGAUCGCUGAGCUCAAGAACGAGGUCCGGCAGCUGCGAGGGCAGAAGGCGGCGCCCCGGCUCCAGGGUGCGGCGGCGGGAGGAACCAACUACAGGGAUCUGUGCUUGGCCAGCCCCGCCUCUGCUGAGGGCGACUACCUCAGCUCCGACGACGACCUCCUCCCCAGCCCGCUCCCCGCCUCGGCCCUGUACCCCACCCUGACCGGGCUCGUGCCACCCGUCCGGCCCCGCCUGGACAGCGAGGGCAGCACGGACAGCGAGGCGGAGGAGCGGGUGCAGACGCACCCGGACCCCCAGCAGCUCUACGGCACCAUGGUCUGCGCCGAGGGACUGGACAACUGA